AUGAGUUUGGCGAUUCUGUCAGCAGCGAUUGCGCAAAAAGCUGCCAGCAAAUAUCGACAAUGUGAAGAAGACAAAACAGUGCAGCAGGACGAGGUGUACGUACACCCCCCGGUCCUCCACUUCGCCUCCUCCUACAGCCUCCUGCCAGGGGCGGUGGAGAGCCUGUGCGUGGACGGGCUGCAGCAGCAGCAGCAGCGGUUCCGCAGCAUCGAAGCAGCAGCAGCAGCUUUGCUGCAGCAGUGUGUGGGGUUGCGCUGCUUGUCUCUGGUGUACGUACACCUCAGCAGCUGCGAGGGCCUUCCUAAACUCCCGCUGCUGCAAACUCUAAACCUCCAAGGAAACGAAAUUGCUUCUUUCAAGGGUUUGCUGCACCAGCCCUCCCUCCAGGUGCUGAAUUUGUGGGGCAAUUUGCUGUCGAGUUUCAAGUACUUCCCGUGUCUGCCGCAACUAAAAGAACUAAACUUGAGCUGCAACCGCCUCAAAGGAGGCUUCGCCAGACUGGCAGCAAGAGCGCCGCAGCUGCAGCUGCUGCGCCUUUCCCUCAACCCCCUCGAGGACCAGCAGGAGCUGCAGCACCUCGAGCAGCUAGCUGACUUGAAGCAGCUGGAGCUUUAUGGGUGUCCUGUGGCUAACCAGCUGCUGCAGCAAGAGUCUCCGCUGCUGCAGCGGCUGCGGGCCAGAGGUGUUCGUGUGCUGCUGCAGCAAAGCAGCAUGCCCUUGGACAUGCUGAAGCAGCUGCAGCAGAUGCAGCAGGACCACCAGCAGCAGCAGCAGCAACAGCAGCAGCAGCAACAGCAGCAGCAGUGGGUUGCAGGUGGACAGAAACCUGUAGCCAUCCGUAUCACGCCUCCAAGCUGCAGUAGCAGCUGCAGCAGCAGCAGCAGCAGCAGAAGCUGCAGCAGCAGCAGCAGCAGAAGCUGCAGGCAGCACGUAGCAGUAGCUGCAGCAGCAGCAGCCGCAAAGGCUGCAGGAGCAGCAGCAGCAGCUGCGGCAGAGGCUGCAGGGGCUCCUGCAGCACAGCAGCAAGGCCAAAUGCUCCUGCUGCUGAGCCUUUCGGGUGCAUCUCUGGGAUCUUACGCAGCAGCAGCAGCAGCAGGAGCAGAAGCAGCAGCGGAAGCAGCAGCAGCAGCGGCAGAAGCAGCGGAAGCAGCAGCAGCAGCAGAAGUACCACCAGCAGCAGAAGCCCCAGCAGCAGCCACAGCAGCAUAA
Molecule: messenger RNA, 1209 nt
Organism: Eimeria tenella
Lineage: Eukaryota; Apicomplexa; Conoidasida; Eucoccidiorida; Eimeriidae
Product: internalin, putative
Exons: 6
Coding region: 1-1209 (402 amino acids)
Molecular function (GO): protein binding
Source: RefSeq, a predicted model, not a curated record